Molecule: messenger RNA, 1670 nt
Organism: Fomitopsis serialis
Lineage: Eukaryota; Fungi; Basidiomycota; Agaricomycetes; Polyporales; Fomitopsidaceae
Exons: 4
Coding region: 123-1310 (395 amino acids)
Biological process (GO): retrograde vesicle-mediated transport, Golgi to endoplasmic reticulum
Cellular component (GO): endoplasmic reticulum; SNARE complex
Source: RefSeq, a predicted model, not a curated record
CGCCGAAUGAUGCACACCGACUGGCAGCCACAACCUACCCGCAAGCGCGCUCACCGAGUACAUACUGCCCCUCGCCUCGCCUACAUUACUCCCGACUGCCCUUCUCCCUUCUACCGUCAUAGAUGCCAGCGACGUCCCGCACCUCAGACUUCCGCCAAUUGCUGAAGGAGAAGGAGAAUGUAUUCCCCGACCCAAAGCGACGCAAGAGAUCGAAACGCGCCUCCGCGGACAGACAACGGGAGAGCGACGACCUGUUCAAUAGGCAGUACAUUAAUGAUGCCUACUCUGUGCUGAAUCACAUCAACUCACUGGCGCGCAUGCUUUCGUCCAUACGAAAGGCAUACCUGAAUGCCGACCCACGGCAUACACCUUUGUCACGGCAGUCUCCACGAACGAUAGACCUUGGCUCCUCAGACCAGUCUUGGUCGAACAUCAAGUAUCUCUCAGACGCGGAGCGGGACCAGAUUGACCUGCAGGCCAGAGUCAUCCUCUCGAGGUGCUCGGAGCGAGCGAAAGAGCUUGAGGCGGUGGAGAAACGCCGUGCGGAACUGGUCGCAAGCCGCAAGAACCCCCUCACCAGACUGCUGCCCGCACGUCUACGGCAAGACGACUCCACCGCUGCGUCCGACUUCAUUGCCGCGCACCACUCUAGCAUAACGUGGUAUCUCAGCCGGCGACUCGCAGACGCCAGUCAAUCCCUCAAGGAGAUGCAGGAGGAGCGGAUGAAGCGACAGCUGGAUCGCACGCGGACGCUCGGCUCGGGAGCGACGCGCGAAGCGAUGUACAUGGACAUGUCCUCUUCGAAGCCCUCCCCCACAGAAUCAUCAGGGAGUGGCAGCUGGCUCGGCGGCGCGUCGAAUCUCGCGUCGAGCUUCGCCGCGAGCAUGGGCUCGAACGACGCGUAUGGCUCAACGGCGACUAUCAAGCCGGGCACGUCCUCGCUCCCAGACGACCUCCUCGACGACACGGAUGAGGAGGAACUGGAGCUGACGCAGUCGCAAAUCAUGCAGUUUGAGACGGAGAACGCGAACAUCUUGCAGUCGGUACAGGACACACUCGCGUCGGUGCAGCAGGCGGAGUCACGCUUGCUGGAGAUCAGCACGCUGCAGGCGGAGCUCGUCACGCAGCUGACGCGACAGACAGAGCAGACGGAGCAGCUGUACGAGGACGCUAUCGCCACCGCGUCGACGGUGGAGAAGGGCAACGUGCAGCUGAAGGAGGCGAGACGGAGAGCACGGGACAGCAGGAAAUGGAUCUUGAUGUUCCUUAUCGGUGCCAGCUUGUCGCUGCUAUUCUUGCACUACUACUGAUUCACUAUGCAUUGGGACCGCUGGAUCGCACAUUCUGUAGACAUAACAUAUAUCGCACGGGACUCAUCGAAUUCCUCCACUAUAUGUACCCAUUGUCCGUGAUACCUUAUUCGUACAGAUACAGUGCACAGAACUAACUCUACUCAGAGACAUGGCGAGUCUAGGAUCAAGUAGAGGGGUGAUCAUCGCGCGUGCCCCAGGAGCGGAGCACCUUCCUCUGCAUCCUCGACAGCCUCCUCGAUGGCUUCAGCAGCCAGCUCCUCCACGUCUGUAGGGAUACCCUGCAAGCGGCGGAUCUCCGCUUGCAUGGCGCGAUAGACGAUAACGCUCGCUGAUAUCCCUAGCAGCGUACCUCCCACC